Girardinichthys multiradiatus is the source of this 1326-nucleotide messenger RNA. RefSeq names its product neuraminidase 1 (gene neu1). The record is from RefSeq and is a predicted model, not a curated record. The transcript has 6 exons. Lineage: Eukaryota; Metazoa; Chordata; Actinopteri; Cyprinodontiformes; Goodeidae. Gene Ontology annotation, molecular function: exo-alpha-sialidase activity. Gene Ontology annotation, cellular component: lysosome; cytoplasm; membrane. The coding region runs from base 147 to 1310 and encodes 387 amino acids. Gene Ontology annotation, biological process: oligosaccharide catabolic process; ganglioside catabolic process.
UAUGACUUUCUGGAUAAACAGUGCAUCAAAUGUACCCGGCGAGUAAGUGAGAGAGUUAGUGUGCUUGGUUCUGGUUGCUUGUUUGGACACUUUGUUGGAUCAUAUCUGGUCGGAGUGAGGAAGAAGAGAGUGUAAGGAGCGGAAACAUGGAAACCGGAAGUAGGACUGCAGCGGUGUCCUUACUGCUCUCUGCGGUGCUGCUCGCCUGUGUUUGUGCCGUCGACAGUGCUCAGGUUGACCCUCUUGUGUUUGAGGAGCAGCUGCUGUGGGUUAGUGGAGCACAGGGUAACGUGAACACCUACAGGAUCCCGCUCAUCACUUUUACUCCCAAAGGAAGCCUGCUGGCCAUCACAGAGGGCAGGAAGUCGUCGUCCAGUGACGUGGGAGCAAAGUUCCUCGCAGUGAGACGGUCCACUGACAAAGGGAGCACCUGGUCUCCAACGGCCUUCAUACAGGAUGAUGGUAGCUUUCCAGAUGGUUUGAACUUGGGCUCCGUAGUCGUGGAUGAAGAGGCAGGUUCAGUGAUUCUGAUCUACACAAUCUGCUUCCACCUUUACCAAUGCAAGCCGGCUAGCACCAUGAUGGUGGAGAGCUGGGACGACGGUCUGAGCUGGACCGCACCCAGAAACCUCUCGGUCCAGCUUGGAGUGAAGGCUUUUGCUCCUGGGCCGGGAUUCGGCAUCCAGAAGCGCCUUAAUCCUGCAAAGGGGCGGUUGGUGGUUUGUGGCCAUGGGACGAUCGAGGGGGACGGAGUCUUUUGCAUCCUGAGUGACGAUCAUGGAGAGAACUGGUACAAUGGAGCAGCCCUGAAGAGCAUCCCUUACAACCAACCGAAAAGAGCUCAGGACUUCAACCCUGACGAGUGCCAGCCAGUUGAGAUGAACGACGGCAGCAUCAUGAUCAACGUCCGGAACCAGAACAACUACCACUGCCACUGUCGCAUUGUGGUUCGCAGUUUGGACGGAGGCUUGACUCUCCCCGUAGAGGAGCUGUACUUCGACUACAAUCUGAUCGAUCCUGUAGUUGCAGCUGGAGCUCUGCAGAAAGAUGGAGUGCUCUACUUCACCAACCCUUCCAACGACCAAAAGAGGGUUAAUCUGACGCUACGAUGGUCGCUAACAAACGGAAAAUCCUGGGAGAACAAAGCCGUCCAGAUCUGGCCGGGACCGAGCGGGUACUCCUGCAUGACGACUCUGAACACUGGCUCCGUAGAAGACCAGAAGUACAUCUACGUCAUCUAUGAGAAGGGCCACAAGGACAUUAUUGAGACCAUCUCGUUUGUGAAGAUCCACCUAUACGGCGGCCAUUAGGGGAGUCAGUCGAUGA